AUGCGAGAGAGAUUACUCGAAUUCCAUUUAGCUCAACAGCCUCCCAUACCUGAGUUUAGGACCGCAGGUGCAACACGUUGGUACCCGCCCCAGAUAUCACGACACAAAGUCAAUUAUGAUAGAGCUUUGUUCAAAGAAAUCUGGCAGGCGGGAGUUGGUGUAGUGGCCAGAGACGCAGAUGGAAGGGUGCGUGGUGCGCUCUCAGACAAAACGGUACUACCCGGAACAGUGGAGGAGGUUGAGGCCAUUGCAUACGUGGUGUUUGAAGGGGACUCUGAAUCUAUCACAACUGCUAUCAACUCGGGCACUCCUUGCUACAGCUCUUUUGGUCAUAUUCUUGAGGAUGUGAAAGCUUUGGCUUUGAACUUUGUAUCAGCUACCUUUAUACACGUAAAGAGACAAGGGAAUGCCGUAGCAGAUAGAUUGGCUAAGGCUGCUAAAAAUAUACCUUGUCCUCAUGUUUGGUCAAAUGACAUCCCAAGUGAUGUGCAACAGCUUGUUAUUCAUGACAGUAUUCAUUGA
Quercus robur (English oak) is the source of this 522-nucleotide messenger RNA. RefSeq lists its product as uncharacterized. Bases 1 to 522 code for a protein of 173 amino acids. Lineage: Eukaryota; Viridiplantae; Streptophyta; Magnoliopsida; Fagales; Fagaceae. The record is from RefSeq and is a predicted model, not a curated record. Gene Ontology annotation, molecular function: RNA-DNA hybrid ribonuclease activity; nucleic acid binding. The transcript is spliced from 2 exons.